AGCACACCUGCUCCUGUAACUCUGCUGGAGACCGGGAUUCCCACCAGGACCACCCAUGGUGACCUGCUGUUUUUUGGCUACUUUUCCAGGGUUCGGCCCUUUUGGGGAGCACACGGUGAACGCCAGCUGGAUUGCAGUCCAGGAGCUGGAGAAGCUGGGCCUGGGCGACAGUGUGGACCUGCAUGUGUACGAGAUCCCCGUCGAGUACAAGACAGUCCAGAGACUCAUCCCGGCCCUGUGGGAGAAGCACAGUCCACAGAGCCCCGGGGCGAUUAGGGGUCUGCCUGUGGGGGUGUCCGGCCCUUGCACGUGUUCACUCUGGUCUCUCUGCUGCCCGCCCCCUGUGGUCAGGUACCUCUGUGACUUCACCUACUACACGUCUCUGUACCAGAGCCACGGCCGGUCCGCCUUCGUCCACGUGCCCCCGCUGGGCAAGCCGUACAACGCGGACCAGCUGGGCCGAGCGCUGCGGGCCAUCAUCGAGGAGAUGCUGGACGUCCUGGAGCAGUCGGAAGGCAACAUCAAGUGCCGCCACAAACACUGAGGGCCUCUGGGGCUUCCCAAGACCUUGCGGGACCCUCCACCCCUGCCUGGGAGCCCAGCAGCCCAGGGCCUGACUCAGAAGCCGA
Messenger RNA from Echinops telfairi (small Madagascar hedgehog), 629 nucleotides. RefSeq names its product pyroglutamyl-peptidase I (gene PGPEP1). The coding region runs from base 56 to 544 and encodes 162 amino acids. The record is from RefSeq and is a predicted model, not a curated record. Gene Ontology annotation, biological process: proteolysis. Lineage: Eukaryota; Metazoa; Chordata; Mammalia; Afrosoricida; Tenrecidae. The transcript is spliced from 3 exons.